Colletotrichum navitas is the source of this 4720-nucleotide messenger RNA. RefSeq lists its product as uncharacterized. The transcript has 3 exons. Bases 164 to 4516 code for a protein of 1450 amino acids. Gene Ontology annotation, molecular function: metal ion binding. The record is from RefSeq and is a predicted model, not a curated record. Lineage: Eukaryota; Fungi; Ascomycota; Sordariomycetes; Glomerellales; Glomerellaceae.
CCAUAAUCCUUGCCAGAUUGCCGGAUUAGGCUUAGUCCCCCUCACUGCCAUUCGCUGCCACCUCAAGCUGUGCAGUGCUCAGCAUCAUCAAAUGGUCGCAUGACGAUAUUUUGACUUCCGCAUCCAUCACGUGCUUUCCCUUCCAUUGAGGAGGCCGAUAAACAUGCAGAACUGGCAGCCAAAUGGCCAGGCAGGCUCUCCUCAGGGCCAUAAUAACAUGUGGUCGGGCUCUUAUGGGUUUCCUGAUGGAUCAGCCCAGUUCGAUGCGUCUCAAAAUUGGCAGCAUCAACUUCCCAAUCAAAAUGCCUUCUCUCAUCUUGGUGCCCGAGGUAAUAGUGCUGAGAACAAUCUCUACGCCUCGCCUCAUCAAGCCCAUGCCACUGUGGCGGCGACCGAGCAUAACAGCAUAUCUGCUCUGAACCACGGCAACUUCCACAACGGUCACAGCCAAUUCUCAUUGGAUACGCCUUACACUGACGCCGCGCAAGAGGAUGCGCUGGCUGGUCUCAACGACUUCCCACAGGACAUAUAUGGCCAGCCAGGGAAAGCAGACUUCACGGCCAGCAUUGACGACUUGAACCACGGCCACACGCCUGACUUUACCCAGCAACAAUUCCAGUACAACGCUCAGGCAAACCAGCUGUUUAAUGGCAAUGUACCCCAAUACAAUGAUUCUCAAUUGAUGCCUCAGCAUGGCCAUCAAGCACCAGCACAACUACAACAGCGUUUCGAAUCGGUUCCUCAAUCCUACUCGCCUGCGCCCCAGAGCUAUGUUCCAUCACCACAACAACAUCAGGCCCAGCCUGAGAGAGUCUUCUCCCAGUCGCCCCAUCCCUUCCAGGCUCAACAAUCCCAUCAACAGAGCAACCAGGGAUUUUCCAACCCGACUCCGCCUCCCUUUCAGCAGAACCAGGCCACGCCCUACCAGCAGCAUAAGUUCGUUCCUCAACAGAUGACAUAUACCCAGACUGCAGCGAGGCCUGCGUUUCAGCCUGUCGCUGCGAAACAGGUACCAGACCAAGAGUCAACACUGCAGCGUACACCUCAACCUUUGCCUCAACAGCAACCUGUCCAUCAGGCCAAGGCGGUUCCCUCACCAGCUCGGCCUAUUCAACCGCAACAACAACAACAGCAGCAGCAGCAGCAGCAGCAGCCGCAUCUACAGCACAUUGCGGCGGCUCCUGCUUCUCAGCCUAGCACGCCAACUCUCCAGCCCGAACCCUUGAAGAAGCGUAAACGUGCAACGAAGAAAGAUGGAGAGGUGGAUCGAGCGGAUUCUCCAAAUCCAAAGAGAGAUGACGAUGGCGAAACUUUGGUCUUACCCUCGAGUACCGAAGAAGAGAUCGCAGCCAUGGAGAAGUUUAGAAAACGCAACGCCGCAUCCAAGAAACAGUUCCCGGCUAUCCCCGGUGCAUCAUUCCUCGUUUCUUCGGGCACCGUCAAACUAGCCGCGCCCAAAAGCUACGAUAGACUUGCGCCCCUUGUUGCUUUGCCAUCAACCAGUGGACGACCCAUUCUUCCUGAACUCGGCCGAGACCUUCCUUGCGAGAUCCAAGGCAGGUUCACCGACAAAUAUAGACCAUCCAUGAACUUUGUUGGACAGCCAGGGGAUCGGGAGGCGGAGGCCAAGGAUCUUAUUGAGCAAUACGGACGCGAGAUGGGGGACCUCAAAUCUGGCCGGCCUAAAUACUCAGAAUUCCCUUUCACAUUCCAGGAACAACUGAAGGCGGACGAAGCAGCCAAGUCCAAGGCCCAGAGGAAGGCCCGUAAAGAAGAGGAGGAAGAGCGAAAACGGCCCAUCCGUCCUGAGACGCGGCCUGCUGAUCCUGUAGAAGCUGCCGUAUGGGAUAUACUAGGCAUUGUCUACAUUGAUCCUUCGGCCACCAGAACGACUGCCCUUCUAGGUACUGCUGUACAGGGCCUAGGCGAAUUCCUUGUCAAGCUCAGGUCGGAGGUGAACCGACUGAAACAGGAGGUCGACCAGGCCAACAAAGAAAAGAAAUCUGCAUCGGUUAUUGAUGAAUGGAAUAGUAAGAUGGAUCUGAAGAGGGAGAUCUUCACUAGGGUCUGCGAGGCGGCAGCCAAGCACGGCGAUGAGGCCGUGUUGGAGAACUUUGGUGGCCACCAGAAGGGCAUACUGAGUUUGGUCAACAUGCUAAUUGGCUGCAUCAAGGCAGCCGACUUCAGCGGGCCCUUGCCAAAGGCCCUUCUUCGCUUCAUGUCCAACAUCAGCGUACACAAAAAAGUUGCAGAGGCUGUUAACCUUGAAAAUGUCCGAAAGCGGUUUGCAGACAAGGGCGACGACGAGGUCAAGGAACUGGUUCGUACGAUCGCGUCUCGAAUCAAGAAGGAUGUGGAACCGAUCAACGGCACCGAAGUCAAGAAGACGCCGUCGGCAGCCUCAAUCAGCAAAACACCAAAGCCCGCUGCGAAGCCACUUGAUGGCUCCCCCGCAAAAAGAGCGCGCGACGAUGACAGCGACUCUCGCACUGUCAAGAAGGUGGCCACCGAAUCAGCGAAUAACGGUCUGGGUAACAAGCUGGGGUCAAAACCUGCCGGGUCCCUUCAAUCCAAGUUUGGCGCUACAAAGCCUCGCCCGACAGCUUCGGCUUCUCUCGCAGCGCCAUCCGCGCCAAAGGCUGAGCCGAAAGUGCCUGCCACCAAGGCCGUUGCAAGUUCAAGCCUAGCCUCUUCCAGCAUCGCCUCGCUCCUUGACUCCAUCAAUACGCCUAAAGCUGACGGUCCCUCUACGCAAGCGAAGGACUCUGGCAAGAAGGAAAUCUCAGAGACUCCUGAAGAGAAGGAAAAACGACUCCGAAAAGAAGCUCGCCGCAAGCUUCGCGUCAGCUGGAAACCCGAGUCGGAGCUGGUGCAGGUUCGCAUCUUCCAUAAGGAAGCCGCUGAAGACCAAGACAACAUGACCAAAGAUGCUGCAGAUGAUCGAUCUGAGGGAAUGAUGCUCAAGCAGCGGUCCUACAAUGACGAUGAGGACGAUGACGAUGACCUGCCAUACAGACCCUGGGUCAAGCCGUCCCUUGCGGAUCUGUCCGCGAUUCCUCAGGACUACCGCGAUAAGUCUUUCGUUACUCGUGGAGGUAACCUGAAUUUCCAUACGGAGGAACAGAAGGUCACCGAAGAAAGAGAGAAGAAGGAGCUCAUGGUUACAUACAUGGAUAUCUCGGACAUCCCGCCAACACCUAAAUCUCCGCCGCCCGAGUCGGUAACGAUCACCUCUGACGGCAAAAUCUCCCAGUUGCCUCAAGGAGAACCAAAGUACGACGAGAUCCAUAAACGGUGGAAGGAGGCACAACAGUUCGGCUGGGAGGCAGCAGCAUACUAUGCGCGCAAACGCCUGGAUGCUCAGAAUGAUCCCGCCACGAAACUCAACUCGAUCUUGGGCAACCUCAAGCCAAUCGCUCCAGCAGUCGAGCCUGAGCCAUACAAUAUGACCCCACCCAAGGAAAACGCGCAACCUAUCCUGCCUAAUGCUGCUGAGAUGCAGCCUGUUCCGGUUAUUCCGUUCGAUGACAAGGUCUACGAAACCCUCAUCUCGGACAAAGUAAAGAACUGGCUGGAUCUCAAUCCCUUCAAUCCGACAGCACCACAAACCCAUCGACGACAUGAUUUCUCCGACCCGACAAUACAAACGGCCGCCGACAAUGUAGAGGAGGUAGCAGAGUCGUUAAGAGGACUUCCAUAUCCCGCAACGAGCCCGCCCGCAUGGCUUGCCAACAAUCAAGAGAGAGUAAGGGAGUGGUGGGCUGGAUACCAGAAAGACUCGGCAUCGAGAGCGAAGAAGGAGGCGGAUGAUAAGGCUCGCGCAGAGACUGAGGUUGGGGUUCAGGAACAGCAACAGCAGCAGCCAGAAGCGAUGACGCAAGAACAGAAAGACGCUUGGGCUGCAUACUACAAACAACAGGAGCAGCACUAUGCCCAAUAUAUGGCCAUGCUUCAGAGUGGCCUACCGCAGCAGCCGACCCAACCUACCCCAGCACCUGUCAUAGCAGGCGAUGCUCAACUUCAGGCCAUCCUUGCUCAAAUGAGUCAACAGCCGGCAUCCCAAGGCAAUGUAUACGGGCUCAACCCACAAGAUACCAGCUACCAACAGUUGAUGAUGCUCGCUCAACUUCAACAGCAACAACAACAACAGCCACAACAGCAGCACCAACAAGCUGCCCCGCCCCCGCCCCCGCCAGUUGGUGAACAGUCUCCUCCUAAUCAUGACCAAUCCUCAUUCAAGCUUCCGCAGCGGCAAUUGGUUGAUUACAGCGACUGGGACACUCGAGACGACUCCGACCAACAAGGUGGACGUGAGCGUGAUAGAGAACGCGGCCGUGAACGCGAGGGCAAAGGUGGCAAGCAGGGCAAGAAUCGCAAGGGCAACGCUCCCGGUGGUGCUACUCUUCCUCCUCAUCGCCCAGUUAACCGCGCCCUCAUCGGAACUAAGCCUUGCAGUUUCUGGCAGCAAGGCAAAUGCGCUAGAGGUGACAAAUGCACAUUCAGACACGACACCUGAUCCGCAAACAUAUGCGAGCUCGUAUAUAUACCAAACUUCGUUUCUGGUUGGAUGGGGCAACCAGUGCCCCCUUUUUUUUCAUUUGUGUUAAACAAUUAGGCCCGGCGCGCGAGGCGAAACAGAAACUCGUAAGAUGUCCCACGAGGGGAGGAUUCAAAAGUAUGAUGACUGGGGAAAGGGGCCAAUCGAACGGGGUUUCUUUUU